Molecule: messenger RNA, 2589 nt
Organism: Ustilaginoidea virens
Lineage: Eukaryota; Fungi; Ascomycota; Sordariomycetes; Hypocreales; Clavicipitaceae
Exons: 1
Coding region: 1-2589 (862 amino acids)
Biological process (GO): copper ion import; intracellular iron ion homeostasis; iron ion transport
Cellular component (GO): plasma membrane
Molecular function (GO): ferric-chelate reductase activity
Source: RefSeq, a predicted model, not a curated record
AUGCCCUUCGCUCUCAAACCCGCAAGCAUCCGUCAAGCGGCCGCCCAGGUUGGCCGAUCCCUGUCCAACUUCAGCAAGCGCAUCAAGAUUCCUGUGACGGCCACAAGCCCGCCAGGACUCAUCCAGGCAAAUGUCGUCGAUCCUUGGAGUCAAUCCGGAAAGUAUGGACUAGGAUGGACAUACUUUGCGCUCAGCCUGACGGGCUGCGUUCUGCUGGUCCGGAUAUGGCACUAUUGGCAGGACAAAAUCCGUCAAGCAAUUUACAAGCAGGAAGUUGAGGACCUCUACCGAGACCUGUACAAUAUCGAGGCCGACUAUCACAUAUCCAUGCAGGCUGGUCAAUCGCAGCAAUUCUUCCCCGACGGCGCUGGCUUUGACAAGAAGCAGUUUCGCCCCAAGGCUCACUUUUCUUCCGUUGGGGUCGUCAACGAUACAUUGGCCUUGUUUCGAUGGGUCUUUUAUCGCCCCAUUCCCGAUAUCGUGUUCAAGAAGCACCGCUUUACCUUCUCGUCACUAGCCGUCCUGGCUUGCGGUUUCAUUGCCCUCGUCUUCCUUACUCUGUCCUGCUUUUUGCAGCAGCCUCUCUACUGGGAAAGCAUUCGUUUCGGCUCGCCGCCUGUGGCUAUUCGAUCGGGAAUGCUUGCAGUAGCCAUGACACCCUGGAUCAUCAUCACUAGCAUGAAGGCCAACGUUCUCACCAUGGUGAUCGGUAUUGGACCAGAGCGUCUAAACGUCUUCCACCGCUGGCUGGGGUACCUGUGCCUUCUCUUCUCCUUGGUGCACAUGAUCCCCUUCUAUGUCCAGCCGGUAUGGGAAGAUGACGGUAUGACGGUGUUUAAUCAGAUUUUCCCGGAUGGUAGUGGCAUGAUAUAUGGAACCGGCAUCGCCUGCAUUGUACCGCUGAUGUGGCUUUGUAUGGCAUCGCUACCGUGGAUUAGACGUGUAGCCUACGAGGCUUUUGUCAUUCUUCACAUUCCCGCCGGCAUUGCGUAUGUCGCUCUUUUGUUCUGGCAUACGAAAAAUGCCCUCCUUACUUGGAAUUAUCUCUACGCGACCAUAGUCAUAUGGGCAGUCGCUUACUUGUUGAGGUUCUCUAAACUCAACUGGUCCAAGCCAUGGCGGUCAGCGUUCCUGGUUGGUGAUGAGGCUGCCGUCACCCUCAUGUCGGAAAAUGCCGUCAAGGUCACAAUCCCUACGCAGAUGCGCUGGAAACCUGGUCAAUACGUCUACCUUCGCAUGCCUGGCAUCUCGGUUCUGGACAAUCACCCUUUUACGAUUUCCUCCCUCUGCAGCGAAGACUUCCCGUCGGAAUACGGCGAGAACUAUCGCGACUGCGUUCUCGUCUUCAAACCGUACAAGGGCUUCACUCGCCGGGUUCUGGAUACCGCAGUUUCAAAAGGUCCGUUGCACACUUACAGAGCCUUCUUGGAUGGCCCGUACGGAGGCAUGCGUAGAGAGCUGGCCGCUUUCGAUACUUGCAUCCUCAUCGGAGGCGGGAGCGGCAUUACGUCCCUGAUGUCACAGCUACUGAAUCUCAUCAAACGUAUGCGCGACGGCAAGGCCAUCACUCGCAGAGUUGUCGUUGUAUGGGCGCUGAAGAGAUUUGAAGCCAUGGACUGGUUCCGUGAGGAGCUGAGGAUUUGCCGGCAAUCGGCGCCCCCAGAAAGUGUUACAUGCAAGUUCUUCAUCACCGGAACCGUCCGCCACCGACCGGGAGGCGAGAUGCCGGGCCCCAUGAAUGGGAUUAACCCCAGAGCUCUCAAUCACAUGCUUCAUGACAAGUUGGAUGGAUUUGUUGCGGGAAUAGCCUCAAAGCGCAAUUCGGCUCUCAUCGAAGCCGAGGCGAAAGGCGAUCCGGAACGAGAACGCCAGCUUCGUGCCGAAAACGAAGAUGGUAUCACGGCUCUCCCUCAGCAACAGUACCUCCAACCCCAUCCUCCACCUACCCCUGGCGGCCUGCCUUCCAAUCUUCUGGGACCACUCUCGGGACCAAACGGGUAUCCAGAAGACAAGAAGGUCGACGACGACGAUCACCAUCAUAGGAAGGCUUCGACCCCUCAUCAUUUCCAUUUACCUCGUCUUCGAACAGAACAGCCUCCUCACUUCAACUACGCCCCAGCCAACACGCACAAACCUGCCAUUCCAGUAGCCGAAUACAAUCACGGCGACGGCUACUCUGUACAAACCCCCGAGCUCGCUCACGUGCGCAACUCGGCCGUGCCCGAUGCUGCCAAACAGCGACCUACCGCUACGUUUGGCCCCCCAGCCGGGUUUGACUUUGGUUUUCCGGAAACACCCACGGAAUUUCAAAGGAACCUCAUGAGGUCCGCAUUUCCCAUUCCGCAUGAGAUUGAUGGAGGCUGGAGCAUAGAGUACGGUCGGCCUGACCUGGGCUACAUGUUGAAGGAGUGGGCAACGGGAGGUUCCGACGGACGAGGUAUUCUCGGCAGAAGAACAGCCGUGUUUGUGUGCGGUCCUGCGUCAAUGAGAGUAGGUGUAGCCAAAACAGUGGCUAGAUUGCAGGCUGAGAUUUGGGGAGACGAUGAACUAGAGGAGAUUUUCUUACACACCGAAAACUACGCCCUGUAA